This is a messenger RNA of Geodia barretti, 306 nucleotides long. The record is from the annotation of a GenBank genome assembly. NCBI's taxonomy places the organism in Eukaryota, Metazoa, Porifera, Demospongiae, Tetractinellida, Geodiidae.
AUGCACUACCUUAUGGCAGGGAACACCAUCGCCGUACCGCUCGAAGCAGUAGUCGAUGCUUUCCACGAACUCAUCGAUUCUGACCUGCAAGCCCGUCUCUUCGCUCACCUCGCGCAGAGCAGUCUGUUCGCGCGUCUCACCGUCCUCCGGAGUACCCUUCGGCAACCCCCAGACGAUAUGUCCCGGCUGAGCGUCGAAGCCACAAACGACGAUUUCCAGAUCACCUCUGCGAUCCCGCGCUACAACUCCCCCCAUCGACUCCAUUUCAAUCAGUCCCGAGAGGCUGUCAAGGGAACAAAAGCAUAG